Molecule: messenger RNA, 2801 nt
Organism: Carassius auratus (goldfish)
Lineage: Eukaryota; Metazoa; Chordata; Actinopteri; Cypriniformes; Cyprinidae
Product: double-stranded RNA-specific editase B2-like
Exons: 8
Coding region: 1-1161 (386 amino acids)
Biological process (GO): RNA processing; adenosine to inosine editing
Cellular component (GO): cytoplasm; nucleolus
Molecular function (GO): adenosine deaminase activity; double-stranded RNA binding; tRNA-specific adenosine deaminase activity
Source: RefSeq, a predicted model, not a curated record
AUGGCCAAAAUAUCUGCACCCUUGGAGUUUGCAGAUGCAAUAUUCCACCUGGUGCGAGCAAAGUACGUGGAGCUGGCCGGCUGCUCCUCACUGCUGCACGCACGUCACAAAGGCCUGGCGGGCAUCGUCAUGACCAGAGGUCUGGAUCUCAGACAGGCCCAAGUGGUGGCGCUAUCGACCGGCACUAAAUGCAUUAAUGGAGAGUAUAUCAGUGACCAGGGUCUGGCGGUCAACGACUGUCACGCUGAAAUCACCACCAGACGAGCCCUGCUGCGGUUCCUGUACUCCCAACUAGAGCUACACCUCAGCAAAAGGAAAGAGGACUGGGAGCAAUCGAUCUUCGUACGGCACAGAGAUUCCUGUUUGAGACUCCGAGAGAACGUCCUCUUCCACAUGUACAUCAGUACGUCGCCCUGCGGGGACGCCCGCGUCAACUCGCCGUAUGAAAUCACCUCCGACUUGCACAGCAACAGACACUUGGUAAAGAAGUUUCACAGCCAUCUUCGGACAAAGAUUGAAUCAGGGGAGGGUACGCUGCCCGUGAAGACCACCGGUCCCGUCCAGACGUGGGACGGAGUCCUUCAAGGAGAACGUCUCAUCACCAUGUCAUGCACAGACAAGAUUUCCAGGUGGAAUGUGCUCGGCCUGCAGGGGGCGCUACUCAGUCAUUUUGUGGAGCCAGUGUAUCUGUACAGCCUGACGGUGGGCAGCCUGAGACACACGGGUCACUUCUCCAGGAUGAUGAACCACAGGCUAGAGAGAGUCGGACCUCUGCCCACCUGCUACUACCGUAACCAGCCUUUUCUUAGCGGCCUGAGCAACAGUGACUGCAGGCAGCAGGGGAAGUCUGUGUGCUACAGUGUCAAUUGGACGACAGGUGACAUCCAACUGGAGAUGCUCAACGCGUCUACUGGGAAGAGGAGGGACUCCGGGGCUCCAUCUAGACUUUGCAAACAUGCGCUUUUUGAACGUUGGAUCAGACUCUAUCGCAAGCUGGUGGUCCGUGGGGCGAGUGGUAUGCCGCUGUACUGUGAAGCGAAGCAGGCGGCCGGCACCUACCAGACUGUGAAGCUGCAGUGGUUGAAGGGUCUACAGGAAGCAGGAUUAGGGACAUGGGUCAGAAAACCUCCCGAGCAGGAAAACUUCACUUUGACUGUAUGAGUACUGAAGCUUGUCCUCAUCACCAAAACCACCUUCACCCUGCAACCAGUCGCCACAGAAGCCCUUACUCACCCCAGAGUCAACAACAUCCCACUGCCAAAAAACUUCCACUAGUGGAGAACCUUGUUCUGUCGAACUCUCGCAAAAUGUUGCUACUGAGGUAAAGAUGAGGCAUGGAAGAAUUUUGCGUUAGUGUUUAUUUCCCCCCAAACCAGUAAAGCGCAAACACAAACUUACCUCACAGCCGAUUCUGUUGACUUCAUUGGUCAUGCCAGUCACAAUGUCGAAUAUGUACCCCUAUCCUUAACCUGAGUCCCCUCACAUUUGAAGCACAUCCCCAUAGAUAGGGUUAGUUUGUUGCAAUUAAAUCCCUUCCAAAAGUCUGGAUUUUUAGUCAGGUUGACUUUGUGAUCGAGUUGACCAAUGGCUGAGGGAAGGGACUUGCGCUUAACUGAUAUAGAAGAAAAAUCACUUGUACGAUUCAAUUAAUGUUGACAUUAAACUACAUGAAAGAUCCUAUACUCAUCCUCCACACUUGAUUAAAACAUAGAACCAUAAUGUACCUCCUUGUUCUAGCUAGUCAACAUUAUUUUUUUUGCUAUGCAAAGCUAGUAGGCUAAGCUAAGAACAAAUACACCAAAAAAUUAGUUUCAAGCAUUUCUAAUCCGGAUCAGAAUUGAUGGAAUUGCUUUGGUGUCCAAAGGGGACAGGAUCUUGCAGGACAUUGAAAAAUCCUGUUUAAAACUGCAAUACUUGGAUGACAUAAUUAAAUAAUUGUACACAAAAUAUUGAUUUGAGUUUUAAUAUUUUAUUAGCUCACCAGACGCAAAGCUUCCAUGAAGAAAACCAUUCCCAGUAAGCACACAGUGCUGACUUCAGUUAUCCGGCUGAGCCUGUGUUAUCAGCUUUUACCAGUUGUUAUUGGGGGAUAAAAUACUGCUGGAUGCAGCGAUUGAUCAAUUACUCCACAGAGCCAUAUUAAUAAACCAUAACAUUCUUGUAAUGAGUUCCAGGAGCUUAUAGAAUACCUUUAGGCCCAAUCCCAUUUCUAAUUGAUACCCCUACGCCUACCCCUUCUCAUUGUCCCUUGAAACAGAGUGUGAAGGGGUAGGGCUGAAAAUAUUCCCCCAAGAAAUGGGACACCACUACUACACUGUUACAUGUCAUCAUACACCGCCGCCAUGUUAAAGAAAAUUCACGGUUUACACAAACUCAGAUGUGUGGUAAAAGAUAAGUUACCUGCCACUGGACUAGUAUUUAUGUUGUAAAAACAGUGAGUAUCAAUAAAAUAUGUUGUGGAACAGUCAAUAACAUUAGUGAACUGUUAUCAUAGCGAUUUUUUGCAAACCUUUCUUCUGAGAUAAUAACUGUACAUACGAACACAAAUUGAAUGUAACAUAUAAAAAUGACUUACUUUUAUGGGUCUCUCUGCUUGCUAUGGCAGCCAUAUUGCCAUAUGCGGGGAAAUUUAUCAUACCCUUUCAUUUAAAGUUAGGUCCUCAAAAAUCUUCGUUUGAAGGGUUAUCUGGCCCUCCCCCUACCCCUAUCCCCUCCGGCCAAAAGAGGAUUGAGACAAACGAAAUGAAGAAGGGGAAGGUGAAGGGGUAAAGGGUAGAAUUGGGAUGGGCUGUAAGGCGGUC